Messenger RNA from Coccidioides immitis RS, 915 nucleotides. Its product is annotated as secretory pathway protein. Lineage: Eukaryota; Fungi; Ascomycota; Eurotiomycetes; Onygenales; Onygenaceae. The transcript is spliced from 2 exons. Gene Ontology annotation, cellular component: endoplasmic reticulum-Golgi intermediate compartment; extracellular exosome. Bases 59 to 658 code for a protein of 199 amino acids. The record is from RefSeq and is a predicted model, not a curated record. Gene Ontology annotation, molecular function: calcium ion binding.
UUUCGAUUUGCGCCCAUGCAGCCGAAACGGCUAGAUAUCUAGAUUCCUCGUUGUCGAAAUGGCGGUCAUACACAGCUUGUUGAUAGCAUUAUUAGUGGCGAUGCCACUAAUAUCUGCCCAUAUACCGGAGGUUCCCCCAGACGCGGACUGGGAGACAAGGCAUAUGAUAGAGGAACAUCAUAUUUCUGACUUCGAUGCCGCCUCCUUCUUCCUUCUGCAUGACUACGACAGCACUGGAACAUGGACUCCCGAAGAAGUGCGAAAGACGUAUGGUCUCGACGACGAAUCUAAUUCUAAUUUAACCGAAGACCGAAAGAAACAAAUCUUGACUGAGGUGUUUGCGAUCUUUGAUCCAAAAAGGACUGGCGUGAUCACAAAGGAAGAGUGGCUGAGACUCUCCAAAGAGGGCAAGAAACUUCCCGACUUUGGCGUCGGCCCCGGACAUCACGGAGAUAUGGAGUAUGAAUAUGAGAUUCACCACUUCGAGAAAUACCACGGUGAAAAUGCUAGGCCGGAGGAUCUAACGCAUCCGGAGGACAUUGAGCAUUUCCGCAGACAUGACGAGGAGGAGCACGCCCAGAACAAACUCGACCAACUUCAGAUGAUGUCUAUAGUGGAGGCAAACAUCCCCGAGAAGUUUAAGAGGAGCACCUCUUAACACUGCAUGCAUACUCUUGGUUAUGCCAUGAUCUUCCAUAUGUUAUGUAUUCUUUGCGAGGAGUAUGGGUUUGAUUUAUUUGAAGAACCUUUAUGAACGAUUUGGCUACCUUCGGCGAUAGACCGCGAUUUGUGUUCAUGUUAAGCAUUGACCAUGAGCGUUUCGAGCGAGUUUGUCCAUCAAGGGUUUUGCAUCCCAGAGAUUCCCAUAGUUACAACCUGCUAUACACGAAUAUCAAAUACACAGUGCAUGACGCC